CUCUCGUCCCUACAUGCUCUCUCUCCCUUGGCCCAUGACAGGGAAGAGAAAGGACAAGAGAAGACGAACGGUAGCAUGUUUCCGUUAUCGGAGGAUUCUGAUGCUCACAAGUUUGUUCUCGCUGGUGGUUUUGCGGUGCUGCUGCUGCGAGCCUGCCCAGGCUUCUUCUGCUGACAGCGGCAACAGCAGAAGCAACAGCAACGACGCGAGGCAACCCGAAGAAACGCCGCCUGCGGACGUCGUUGACAACGACCCUUGUGUUAAUGCCGCUGAUGAUGUCGCCAGUGUGCCUGGUAGGGAUUCCAUCGAAGACACAUUAAGAAUAAACGCGAGGAGCGGCCACGUGGAAGACGCGGAGGAGUUGGGAAUGCCCACCGCUAUUGCGACACUCGGGGUAGACGAGGGAGAGGGGGAGGACGACGGCGGUGGCUCCGUUUCGCUGACUCCUGCUGACCCAGUAGCAUCAGGAGCGGUAUCGCUAGCGGGAGCAUCUGCGUCAUCCUCAGGGACGACAGGUGAUCAACAGGCAACACAAGCGGGAGCGGCUUCUCAGGGAGACGCUGUAGUUAUCAUGCAACAACACGACGCCGCGGCCGCCGUGGCAGCGCACUCUGCCACUGGUCCUGUUGACGUUGAUGCCGACACUCCUUCUUUCGCCGCUACCAGUGCUGCUGAUGCUAUGCAAGGGUCUGAACUAGACCAAAACAGCCAUCAGCACGAUACGAACGUUCUAGCCGUUGGCGACGAAGGUUGCGUCAGCGGGGGAGGACGGUUGGGCGGGCCGACGGGGUUCGACGCCGGGAGAGAAAAAAAACUGCCAGCGGCGGAGGCGGCUUCGGCACCGGGAGUAGAAACGGCAGAGGAUCGGACGAGGAACGAGGGCGAAAUAAAGGAUGAGGCGCUGCGAUUGGAAGGUGACGGCGGCAAGGAGGCUGGGGGCGCGAGGGAUGAAAUCGACCGGCCUGGCGGUAAGGAUGAGCUUGUGGAAGAGACAACGGAAGCGGUCAAGGGAGGAGAGUCGCUAAUGACAGACGGCGACUAUUCCGAAGCGGCACACAGUAGCGAUGAAGUGGAAUCAGGGGCAACCGGACUCGACGACCCCGCUGCUGUCGUUGAUGAUUCUGAAGUUGCCGACUCUGCCACCGCUGAUGUUGGCGGCGAUGCUGACGCCGAGCCUACCGCUGCUGCCGCUGCUGCUGCUGCUGCUAUUGCUGCCCUGGCUGCUGAGGAGAGUGAAGAGCAGCGAGUACCACCGGUGCAGCCCCUGGUCUCCGAGAAAGAACCAUCGCUCGACGCACACAGCAGCGAUACCGGCGCCGCUCAAGCGAAGGACAUCGGCGGAGAAGCCCUAUCGCCAGCAGUCGGGGACGAUGAUACAGAUACAGAUGAAGGUGACGGCGCUGCUUGCACUGGCGUUUCUGAUUUCGCGAAACUACCCGCCCCCGACACCGGUACCUCUACCGCCUCCGCCGGUGGAGAAUUCCAGUCUGUGCGGACACCCAGCGGAACGUCAUCACCACCAAAGUCGGUGGCAGCUGUCGCGGAUGGGCUCGAUGAGGAGGUAUUGAAAUCAGAAGGGUCGGGCGGCAGCUACAGCGGCGGUAGCUACAGCGGCGGCGGCGGCGGGGCUGACGAUCACGGGGUCGCCGACGGUGGGACGGCGGAUGAACACCGCCCCGUGGAGGACUCUGAGGUCGAGACAGAGACCGGUGAUCACAGCAGCAGCAGAACAAGCGGGGGCAGUGGCGGGCGGAGGGGCGCAAAAGAGUACAAGAGGCCCGGCGGGCAGGGCGAAAAUAAAGAGGUGCGAGAAAGUCGGGAGGAGGCGUAUCCCCACCACGGAGGGGACGGUGUUGAUGGUGGCGAUGCCAGCCGCAGCAGCGGUAGUACGGCGGAUUUUCCUCGAGGUUCGCCGGAGGAGAUGGCGCAGCGCGUGAGAGAUAUGGAGGCGGAGCUUGUGCGCAAGCUCCUCGCGGAGGAGGACGCCAAGUCCUUGCUCGACAUCUGGGUGGAGAGAACGCGAGAGUACGUCUUGACCCAGACGGUUCCGCCGACAGACGCGGAGUGCGACUUCAACUGGAGCCGCCUCCGCUGCGAGCCCAAGUGCACGUGCGGCGCGCGGCUCCGCUUCGGCGACUACACCCCCGGCCGAGCCUGCCGCCUGCUGCACCCCUGGGAGCGUAACCCGGAGCUGUGCGGCAGCGGCGUCAACGGCGACGACGGCGGUGACAGCGGAGGCGGCAGUAGGGACGGCGGCGGCGGCGGCGCGUGGGACCCUUCGGACGAGCCGGCCGUGAGGCGAGUCGUGGCGGCGGUGGCCGGGGUGCUCGGCGGGUUGCGGCAGGCAUACGAGGCGCGGGUGGCCCCGCCUUCGGACUCCGAGUGCAGCUUCAGCUUCGAGACGAGGCGGUGCGAGCCGCAGCCGCUCUGUCGGCUCCGGUUCCGGUGGGGAGAUCUGACUCCAAGCAGCGCUUGCAGGCUCGCCGGCGGCGCAAGCUCGGACGAGAAGAAAUAUCGUGCUUCCGCUCCUACGCACAAGAGCCCCGGCGGGGGCACCUUCCACUGAAUCGAGCACGUGCGCUGCUCGCCCCCCCUGUGUGUUGUUGUACUUGGUGCUUUUGGAUCUCUGGGGCGUGAUGUAUGUGCGUGUCUUUUCUUGUAAUGUGUGUAGUUUAUUUUUUUGCUGCUUGUCUGUCGUAUGUAGCAUGACGCACAAACGGCGUAGGAAAUUGGGAGUGGUGCUGGGAGGCCGCCCUGCCCCCCGCGUCGAUUGUGUGUCUUUCAGUCGGUUGAAUUUUCGGGAAACUGUGCAUGAUUUGGGAUGGCGAAAAAAUAUAAUCCAGAGGAGGCCGACAAAAAGGACUUUUUGCGUUGGCACAACAUGAAGCGUUAGUUGGACCAACACGGACGUUAGAAGUCUAAAUAUCAGAACGGUUUAAAUAGAAUGUGAAGACAACAACAAUAGCAACGUCGACGUCGUCGACGACGACGACGACAUCGGAGACAUCAUCAUCGUCAACAACAACAACAAGCGGCUGAUGGGAGCGAUAGUUGUGUACAUGCCAAUGCAGUCAUUGAGAAGGUUGUUGGCAUUGGGACGGGCCGGGGAUGCUGUACGUUCUCUAAGAGAAUCGCUACAAUAUGGCCCAGGCGCCGUCUAUUUAGUUUCUUGGUCGAGCUGUUGUUGGUGUGAUGCCUGGGAUGGGCCAGGCAGGCGAGAGAAGAAGCUCCCGAAACCAAAUCACU
Ectocarpus sp. CCAP 1310/34 is the source of this 3246-nucleotide messenger RNA. The record is from the annotation of a GenBank genome assembly. NCBI's taxonomy places the organism in Eukaryota, Phaeophyceae, Ectocarpales, Ectocarpaceae.